UCAACAAAAAGAUAACCUAACUCGCCGUGUACAGUGUAUUCGUAAAAUAUCCUAGAAAUACAAAGUAAUAAUCAAAUUUGCUAGAUACAUUAUGAAAAAUAUCGUAUGCCUUUAACACAACUUUAUGCCUUAAUUAGCAAUGUUCUAUGGGCUAUAUACCAAUAACUAAGAUAUAUAAAUAGUGCUUAAAGUUAUUCACCAUUUUUUAAGUUUGUUGCUAAGUUUGUAAGAAAAUGGGUAUCUUGGAAAAGAUAUCUGAAAUUGAGAAAGAAAUAGCAAGAACUCAAAAGAAUAAAGCUACUGAAUAUCACUUGGGCUUAUUGAAAGCUAAACUAGCAAAGUAUAGAUCUCAGUUGCUUGAGCCUUCAAAAAAAGGUGGUGACAAGGGAGAAGGGUUUGAUGUAUUAAAGUCAGGGGAUGCUAGAGUAGCCCUGAUUGGCUUUCCAUCUGUUGGUAAGUCAACUCUGCUGUCAACAUUAACUCAUACACACUCAGAAGCAGCAAGCUAUGAAUUUACAACCCUUACAUGUAUUCCUGGGGUCAUUGAGUAUAGGGGAGCUAACAUACAGUUGUUGGAUUUGCCUGGUAUCAUUGAAGGUGCUGCCCAAGGCAAGGGUAGAGGUAGACAGGUGAUAGCAGUAGCCCGUACUGCCGAUUUGGUGCUUAUGAUGUUAGAUGCAACAAAGCCUUAUGUGCAUAGACAACUUCUCGAGAGAGAGUUGGAGAGUGUUGGAAUUCGGCUGAACAAGAACAAACCUAAUAUUUAUUUCAAGGUAAAGAAAGGUGGAGGUUUAUCCUUUAACUCAACCUGCCAAUUGACCAAGGUGGAUGAAAAGAUGGUGCAAAUGAUUUUACAUGAAUAUAAAAUAUUUAAUGCAGAGGUGCUAUUCCGAGAAGACUGUACAGCUGAUGAACUUAUAGAUGUUAUUCUCGCAAAUCGAGUAUAUCUGCCCUGCAUUUACGUCUACAACAAGAUUGAUCAGAUAUCUAUACAAGAGGUUGACAGGAUAGCGAGGCAGCCUAACUCUAUAGUUGUCAGUUGUAACAUGAAGCUGAACUUGGACUUUCUAUUGGAGACACUGUGGGAAUAUCUCGCCCUCAUCCGAGUGUACACCAAGAAGCCAGGACAGCCACCAGACUUCGACGAUGGUCUUAUCUUGAGAAAGGGUGUUACAAUAGAACAUGUGUGCCAUUCUAUUCAUCGGACUUUGGCUGCUCAGCUCAAAUACGCGCUAGUUUGGGGCACUAGCACCAAAUACUCUCCCCAACGCGUGGGAAUCCACCACACCGUUCAAGAUGAGGAUGUUGUGCAGCUCAUCAAAAAGUAACACCAUGUAUACUGCCCCUGUAAGUUUGGGCGCUUGGGGGUUGCCUUUAAAUAUUAUUUUAUGCUAACUUUUGCGGAAUUUAAAUAUAUUCAAAAAAAAAUCAA
This is a messenger RNA of Pieris brassicae (large cabbage white), 1432 nucleotides long. RefSeq names its product developmentally-regulated GTP-binding protein 2. Bases 234 to 1328 code for a protein of 364 amino acids. The record is from RefSeq and is a predicted model, not a curated record. The transcript is spliced from 8 exons. Gene Ontology annotation, cellular component: cytoplasm. Gene Ontology annotation, molecular function: GTPase activity; GTP binding. NCBI's taxonomy places the organism in Eukaryota, Metazoa, Arthropoda, Insecta, Lepidoptera, Pieridae. Gene Ontology annotation, biological process: cytoplasmic translation.